Molecule: messenger RNA, 6303 nt
Organism: Drosophila willistoni
Lineage: Eukaryota; Metazoa; Arthropoda; Insecta; Diptera; Drosophilidae
Gene: DNApol-zeta
Product: DNA polymerase zeta catalytic subunit
Exons: 11
Coding region: 88-6174 (2028 amino acids)
Biological process (GO): double-strand break repair via homologous recombination; translesion synthesis
Cellular component (GO): zeta DNA polymerase complex; nucleus
Molecular function (GO): nucleotide binding; DNA binding; DNA-directed DNA polymerase activity
Source: RefSeq, a predicted model, not a curated record
UGCAGCCUGGCAAGGGGAGCUUGUGAAAUUCAAAUGGACCUUUAAGUGUUUUGUUUUUAAACAAUUUGAAUUAACUUACCAUACACCAUGGCGAAUUGUGGUGCUGGUGGUGGCGGCGCCAUCGAUGGCAUCUACUCCAUUCGCCUGGUCAUAGCAGAUUUCUAUAUGGAAAAGCCCAUAUUUGGCUUGGAUCCCUGCUACUCGGAACUGCGCGGCAAAGAAAUUAAAAAGGUGCCCAUUGUACGCAUAUUUGGUGGCAAUUCCCUGGGCCAAAAGACAUGCAUGCAUAUCCAUGGUGUUUUUCCCUAUUUCUAUAUACCAUAUGAUAAAAGAGAUUUUGAAUCCUUGGAGCGUGGCAUACUACAGAUAGCCAUGAGCUUGGAUAAGGCUAUCAAUAUAUCCCUGGGACAGGGCAGCUCAAUGGCUCAGCAUGUGUUCAAAAUACAAUUAGUCAAGGGCAUUCCUUUCUAUGGAUAUCAUCGUCGGGAGCAUCAGUAUUUAAAGAUUUUCAUGUUCAAUCCGAGAUUCGUUCGACGAGCCGCCAACCUUUUACAGAGCGGAGCUAUAUUGGGCAAGAAUUUCUGUCCCCAUGAGUCGCAUGUGCCUUAUAUCCUGCAAUUCAUGAUAGAUUACAAUCUAUAUGGAAUGAGCUAUGUGCAUAUCCCGCUGGAGGUUGUUAAAUUUCGCCGCAAAAACGAGGAAGAAGUUAUACCUUACGAGCAAGUGAAGCCGCAACAACUAUUGGAUCCAAUGAAAGUGAAAAAGGUAGCUUGCAGUUCUCUGGAAGUGGAUAUUAGCUCAAAUUUUAUAUUAAAUCGCUUUCAAAUGAUGGUAAAGAAGUCUGGCAAAGGUAAUCAAACGAAUCCCGGCAUAGAGGCCAUUUGGAACGAUGAGCAAGUGCGAAGACAAAAGAUGACCGAAAAGGAGCUUCCCGCUCUGCAGCUACCGCCUACCCAAGACCGUCCCCACAUAGAAGUGGCCGAGAGUGAUAUAUUUUAUCGCACUGCAUUGGAGAGCAAACUUUUGACCCUAGAACAAUCGUUGAUAUCAGCAGCCGAUCAAACAUUAGCCGAUCAGACACAUCUUGGUACUUCACAAUUGGCAAACUCCUCAAAGGAACAACGACGUACCUUCAAUCUGCAGAAGUUGCUAACAAAUGCAGUGUAUCCGGAAGAAUGUUCGCAGGAUCAACAGCAACAACUAAUGAAUGCUUCGUGCAUACCAAAUCAUUUGUCCAACCCAAGUACCCUUAUAAGCAGUUCGUCUCACGAAGAGAUUGAGGCAUCUUACCUAGAUGAUACUCUGGUGGAUGAAGAGCUUAACAUUGGAGGAGUUCCACACGAAGCCAGCUUUCGGGAAGAAGAUUUGGAGCUAUUGGAAGUGCUGCAACAGCUAGAAGAGCAAAAUGGGGAACAAGAACCAAACGAUUCACCCAUAGAUUUGGAUAGUUCAUUGGCCCCGUUGUCGCAACAUCACCAAAAAAAUAUACAUUCGGGCCAGUUAAAGGUAAAUGAAGUUCCAGUAGCAAAUGAUAAUGAAAGCAACUCCGAGGAUGACGAUGACGAUGCGGAGGCGUCAACUAAAGGUAGUAAACAUGACUUCUCGAUGGCCUUGGAUGAUAUCGAUGAGCUAUUAUUGAAGCUAACACAAAGUCAGCCGACGAUGGAGGUCCAAAGAAACGAAUCGUCACUCAAUCUACCUCAAAUCGAUGGCGUUGAUGAUCGUUUACAAAUGACUCCAACUAAACACAAGCGAAGUCCUCCCAAGACACCCAAAUCGAAGAGUGCAGCAAAAAAAUAUGCCCCAUUACCUAUAAUCUUCACAAGCAGCUCGGCUAAAAAAAAUUCUGAGGAUAAUGCUACGGAACCGGCAAAAAAACGAAACAAUCCACGUCUAAGCCUCCAACUGGAACCCAAAACUCCGGGAUCACAAAUUUCACUACGCAAGAAACUGGCUUUGAGUGAAAUGCGUCGAAAAAGCUGCGAGGAUUCAUUCAAGGAGAUACAAAUGGCCCAAGAAGAGUGUACGACUCCCAGGCGCAGUUCAAGACGACGCAAUCUGGACAAGACUCACAUCAUUUGUUCACUCACACCUCGUCUAAAAAACCCAUGUUUAGGAGAUAUAUUUGAAACGGCCGAUGGUAAAAAAUUAGUUGAGGAAUCUGUGGAUGGGGUAAAGAAAAGUGCCAGUAAAAGAAGCAAAAAGUGUGAUGUGGAGACAACUGAUAAACCAAAGCCACGACGCAGUGCUCGUCAUCAGAAGGAUACAGGAAACCCAUCUACAGAAACGGAACAAAGUUUAGAGAAAUCUAUUCCAAAGCCAGUAGAAAAGAAAGAAACUACUAGAAACAACAAAUUAUCUUCAGCUACGGCAGCUCCAUCACCAAAUCUUCAAUUAAACGAUGAAAAGAUUAUUACACCUGCCUUGAAAGCCAGCAAAUCCUCUUCACCACACCCUCAACACACCAAAAGUCAAAAAAAUAGACCAACAAUUCCAAAAGAGGACAACACUCCUACAAAGAAAAUGUCAUCAAGCGAGGAAGAAAUGAUAGAAUCGGAUACAGAGAAUGAUUUGCCCAAAUUGCGCAAGACACCGAAUUUGAGACGUUUGCGUCAAAGUCUAUGCCAGCAAAGCGCAACCGUUUGCACACCAACAGUCACUCCAUUAGCCAGUCCCAGUCUUAGCGAGGAUUGUCAGACACCAGAGCUAAUGCGUAGUUUCUACGAGCAUUCAUUGAUUAUUAAUAGUCCUUCGGUUUUCAGCGAGGAUAUGGAUAGUUCCCCGUUGAUUACAAAUGCCUCGAACUCCAAUUGUGUGAUAACACCUUUGGAGCAUCCACCUACCUAUGAGGAGGUUCUCCAGGGCUGUCGCAAAUUGGAUAUACCGGAGUAUGAGUUCCAACAACCAUUCUAUAGCAAUCCUGCUGAUGUUACUAAAAUAACCGAAGUCGGUUUUCUAGUGCUUCAUGUGCCGGGAAACAAAUUGAAUGAUUUGGAGCCGUUUGAAAGUGUUUUGAGUGAUCAAAGAGGUGGUUUGGCGGCAUAUCGUCGUCAACAAUUGAUCGACAUAGGCGGCCCAGCCAUAUUGCAGCGUUAUCGUAGAGAGCAAGAAAUAAGGGAAUAUUUUAGUACCAAACAAAAAGUGGCCAUAGAACCAGUUCUAAGCGCUCCCUCUCGCCAUGAGGCCAAAGUGUGGCUAAAGGCCAAGGAAAUGAUGCAACAGCAGAGAGAGCACAAGGAGCUAAUAGAUAGUCCCAUUAAGAUCAAACGACAAAAGAUUACCAUGAUGAUGAGGGAUGAGGAGGGAGCUGAUGCUGGCAGUGGCGAUGAAGUCGAUGCAGAUAUGAGUUUGACUCUAACUCCAUUAUCCCAAGUAGAUAAACCCUCUCGGCGUCAAUCACUGCGUCGUGGCAUUAAAUUAGAUUUCAAGGAAUCAGAGGAAGUCCAGUCCAGUCAGUCCAGUGAUCAAAGUGUAUCUGUUAGAGCUGCCCAAGCGGAGUUGGAUCGCUCCUCGUUUCUACAGCAAUUGGAAGAUGCACAAAAUGGACAAAAUGAUUUGAGUUUUGGCCUAAGUCAUGCUACAUUGGAUAACACAUUUGGAUUCAAAGUGAAUCUAGAGAAUCUCCAGCAGGCCAAAGCCGACAUUGAGUGUCAUUAUCUGACCAUCCUCACUCUGGAAGUUUUUGUUGUGUCACGCGGAGACUUGCAACCAGAUCCUUUGCAUGACGAAAUCCGUUGCCUAUUCUAUGCCAUCGAACAUAGUUUACCCCAAACUGAAGCCCAGAGUUUGCCAUCAAAGUGUUGCGGUUACAUAAUGGUGGACAGUCCUCAGGAUAUUGUGCCAGAGGGUUUCAAUCAUGGCCUAGAUCGAGAUAUUGAAGUUCAAGUGGUGGCCAGCGAAGUGGAAGCAUUUGAGGCUCUCCUGGCUUUGUGUGCACGCUGGGAUCCAGAUAUCUAUGCUGGCUAUGAGAUUGAGAUGUCCUCUUGGGGUUAUAUCAUAGAUAGAGCCAAGCACUUGUGCUUUAACAUUGCUCCAAUGCUCUCGCGAGUUCCCUCGCAAAAGGUACGCGAUUUUGUUGACGAAGAUCGAGAGCAAUUCACGGACUUGGAUGUCGAGAUGAAACUAUGUGGACGCAUUUUACUCGAUGUAUGGCGUCUGAUGCGCUCGGAGAUCGCUCUCACGUCGUAUAGUUUUGAAAAUGUCAUGUAUCAUAUUCUACACAAACGAUGCCCAUGGCAUAGUUCGCGUAGCCUGAGCGAAUGGUUUACCUCACCCUGCACCCGCUGGAUUGUCAUGGAAUACUAUUUGGAACGUGUGCGGGGAACAUUAACUCUAUUAGAUCAAUUGGACCUUGUAGGACGUACCAGUGAGAUGGCCAAACUGAUUGGAAUUCAAUUCUAUGAGGUGCUUUCACGAGGAUCACAAUUUCGAGUGGAAUCCAUGAUGCUGAGGAUAGCGAAGCCAAAGAAUUUGGUUCCCCUCUCGCCCAGUGUGCAACAACGUGCCCAUAUGCGUGCACCCGAGUAUCUGGCUUUGAUAAUGGAACCUCAAUCCAGAUUCUAUGCCGAUCCAGUGAUUGUGCUGGACUUUCAGAGUCUCUAUCCGAGCAUGAUAAUUGGCUAUAACUAUUGUUUCUCCACCUGUUUGGGUCGGGUCGAGCAUUUGGGGCAUAGUACACCAUUUGAAUUCGGGGCCUCACAAUUGCGUGUGUCACGCCAACUGCUGCAGCAGCUACUCGACCAUAAUCUCGUUACCAUCUCACCGUGCGGUGUGGUCUUUGUGAAGCGUGAGGUACGCGAAGGCAUUUUGCCUCGCAUGUUGAGCGAAAUUCUCGACACCCGCCAAAUGGUUAAGCAGUCAAUGAAAUUCUAUAAGGAUAGCUCAGCCCUGCAGCGUAUUCUCCAUUCCCGGCAAUUGGGUUUAAAACUGAUGGCCAAUGUCACCUAUGGCUAUACGGCUGCCAAUUUCAGUGGUCGCAUGCCGGCCGUAGAAGUGGGUGACUCGGUGGUCUCCAAGGGUCGAGAAACUCUCGAGCGUGCCAUCAAGAUGGUCGAAUCGAAUGAAGAGUGGAAAGUGCGUGUGGUGUACGGCGAUACGGAUUCUAUGUUCGUUCAGGUACCCGGACGUAAUCGAGCCGAAGCUUUUCGCAUAGGUGAGGAAAUCGCCCAGGCUGUUACCGAUAUAAAUCCUCAACCAGUGAAACUGAAAUUGGAGAAAGUCUAUCAACCUUGUAUAUUGCAAACCAAGAAACGUUAUGUCGGCUAUAUGUAUGAAUCGGCCGACCAGACGGAACCCGUAUACGAGGCCAAGGGCAUUGAGACAGUACGUCGUGAUGGUUGUCCGGCGGUGGCGAAAAUGUUAGAGAAAGUUCUCCGCCUGCUCUUCGAGACGCCGGAUGUGAGUCGCAUCAAGCAAUAUGUGUGCCGGCAGUUUACCAAGCUUCUGUCGGGCAAAGCGAAUCUGCAAGACUUAAUAUUCGCCAAGGAGUUUCGUGGCCUUAAUGGCUACAAGCCCACGGCUUGUGUUCCAGCUCUAGAACUCACACGCAAAUGGAUGCAAAGGGAUCCGCGACGCAUACCCAGACGUGGCGAAAGGGUGCCCUACAUCAUUAUCAAUGGGCCACCGGGUGUUCCUCUCAUCCGCCUAGUGCGUAGUCCCCACGAGGUUUUGGCCAACGAAGGACAUAAAAUAAAUGCCAUUUACUACAUAACCAAAGCCAUAAUACCACCUCUGAAUCGCUGCCUGCUUCUGAUUGGUGUCGAUUGUCAUGAUUGGUUUGCCCAGUUGCCAAGAAAACUUCUCCUAAUGCCAGCCAUGUCGACGGGAAAUCAACUGGUGCCCACUGCUCCUGCUGGCGGUGUUGGCAAAUCCACCAUAUCCCAGUAUUUCUCCACCACAAAUUGCAUUAUCGACUGCGGGGGUCAGACUAAACGAGGCAUCUGUCCAACUUGCCUCAAGCAGCCACAGCGAUGCCUGGCCACAUUGCAUGAUAAGAUGGCCCGGCUGGAGCGUUCCUAUCAUUUAACACAACAGAUUUGUCAAGCCUGUUGCGGACGUUUGGGUAAUUUGCAAUGCAAAUCUCUCGAUUGUCCGGUUCUCUAUGUCCUCGAAGUCAAACGUCAGGAUUUGCAACAAAUUACACAUUUUCGUCAAUUAAUCGAAGAACAUUUCUAAGGUGAUUUUGUUAUUUUUUUUCGAUUUAUCUGUAUAUAUAUAUAGUAAAAAUUACAUUCAGCCAUCUUAUACACUACAGAUACAGGAUGCAUGUGUGUGUGUGUGUGUAGUUAGUGUGAAUAUUGUUAA